AUGAUCAAAAGUGACAUUACGCUCCAUGGAAAUAAUAUAUCCGGCUCGAGGAGCCACUCAAAGAAUGUGACGGCUAAACCAGCUUCGAACGGCGUCACGGCUAAUCUACGAGACAAGGCCAAAGUCUUGUAUGAAGGAAGGAAAAAGCUGCCUAUAUUUGGACACGCAGAUGAAAUCCGCGCCCAUCUUCGACGGACCGAUGUUAUGUUACUUGUUGGUGAAACGGGUAGCGGUAAGAGUACACAAGUACCGCAGUUUCUGGUCGACGAGGAUUGGUGUCGUCCGAAAUCAACUAAGAUAUCAUCCUCGAAUAACGGAAAGACGAGCAUUGUGGGCGGCUGUAUAGCCAUAACCCAGCCUAGACGUGUUGCAGCUGUCUCCCUUGCGCGAAGAGUAGCAGAUGAGGUGGGUUGUCCGCUUGGUUCUGCCUCUCCUGCGAGCAAGGUUGGUUACGCGGUGCGUUUCGAUACGUCUGUUUCUCCAAGCACGCGAAUAAAAUUCAUGACGGACGGAAUGCUGCUACAGGAGAUGCUAAAUGAUCCGUGGUUGACAAAGUAUAGUGCUGUGGUGGUGGAUGAGGUUCACGAGCGAGGUAUUAACGUUGACUUGCUACUUGGAUUCUUGAGGAAUAUCGCUACUGGAUCGCAGGAAGGGAGGGGAGAAAUUCCGCUGAAAAUAGUUGUGAUGAGUGCGACUGCGGAUAUGGAAAGCUUGAUGGAUUUCUUUCGUGAGGGAUUCAGCCAGGCUUCAAAAGAAGAGAGCAGAUCCUCGUCAAGGGAAAAUGGUGCAGAUGCAGAGCUCGAAAAAAAGAUGAAGAUAAAGCCAUCCAAGAAGGAGGAAUCUAGUCUAAUACCAUCAGACCGAAUUUCCGUCUGCCAUAUCAAAGGCCGUCAAUUCCCAGUUACAACUAUAUAUUCACCAGGACCAGUCCCGGAUUUUGUGGAUGCAGCACUCAAAACAAUAUUUCAAAUUCAUUACAAGGAGCCUUUACCGGGCGAUAUUUUGGUCUUCUUGACCGGACAAGAAACCGUUGAGUCCCUGGAGUAUCUGGUCAACGACUAUGCUAGUACCAUGGACAAAGAGCUACCGAAGGUAUUGGCCGUGCCUCUAUUUGCAGCGCUCCCCCAGGCAGCGCAGCAGAGAUUCUUCCUACCAACACCUCCAAGAACGAGAAAGAUCAUAUUAGCCACAAACAUUGCCGAAACUUCCGUGACUGUUCCUGGGGUACGGUAUGUGGUUGACUGUGGUAAAGCGAAGACGAAACAGUUCCGAACGCGUCUCGGAUUGGACUCCCUACUUGUGAAACCCAUAUCGAAAUCUGCUGCGAUACAAAGGAAAGGUCGAGCGGGGCGAGAAGCAGCUGGACAAUGCUACAGGUUGUACCCUGAGAAGGAAUAUCUUGCCUUACCGGAGACUAAUACGCCCGAGAUACUCCGAUGUGAUGUGAGCCAGGCCAUAUUAACGAUGAAAGCCAGAGGCGUGGAUGAUAUUGUGGGGUUUCCUUUCCUCACGCCUCCUCCUAGAGAUGCGAUUGAGAAAGCAUUAUUGCAGCUUUUCAAUAUAAAUGCGUUGGAUGAAACGGGGAAAAUAAGUCCUAUUGGUAGCCGAAUAGCAAAGCUCCCACUUACAGCGCCGUUGGGCCGGGUACUCCUUGCUGGAGCAGAGAAUGGUCCUCGUUGUCUAAGAGACGUCAUUGACAUCAUUUCCUGUCUAAGUGUGGAGAAUAUAUUUCUAAACACGGCGUCGGAAGAGAAGAAGGAACAGGCAGAUCUGGCGAGACGGGACCUUUAUAGGCGAGAAGGAGACCACUUGACUAUGCUAGCUACUGUACGAGCAUAUGCGGCCGAGCAUGCUGAUCGAAAAGUCUGGGCGGAACGGCAUCUUGUCUCCCAUCGAGCCAUGCAGGCAGUUAUGGAUGUUCGAAAGCAACUGCUUACUCAAUGUAAACAAGCUAAACUGUUUGGCAAUGCAUCAUUCAAAGAUGACGACUCAUCGCCGCUAGGAAACGAGGAUCCAGUCCCGAUAUUAACCAGUUUCCUUACGGGAUUCGCAACUAACACUGCACGGCUCUUCCCCGAUGGUAGUUACCGUACGAUGGUGGGAAAUCAAACCGUCGCAAUCCAUCCGUCGAGUGUGCUGUUUGGCAGAAAGGUUGAAGCUAUCAUGUAUAAUGAAUAUGUUUUUACGAGUCGAAGUUAUGCGAGGGGCGUGAGCGCAGUGCAGAUGAACUGGAUCGGAGAGGUGUUGGCUGAUUCUUCAUAG
Molecule: messenger RNA, 2262 nt
Organism: Arthroderma uncinatum
Lineage: Eukaryota; Fungi; Ascomycota; Eurotiomycetes; Onygenales; Arthrodermataceae
Product: ATP-dependent RNA helicase DHX8
Exons: 2
Coding region: 1-2262 (753 amino acids)
Cellular component (GO): catalytic step 2 spliceosome; intracellular anatomical structure
Molecular function (GO): RNA binding
Source: RefSeq, a predicted model, not a curated record